AUGGCGAUUGGUCUUCAGCCUUCGUUCGUCGCCACCCACAUCAACUCUGCCGUCCCGUCUCUUACGUUACCUCCGCAAGUUUCCACCUUCCCCCUCACAUUUGCGCGCAUUCCACCCGCAAGUGUCGCGCCUCACCACUUCCCCAUGCGUCCUCCCCCGCGCGCCCCUCCGCGGGGCACCUUCCCGCGCACGGAUCCGCUCAUCGCCGCGAACAGCGGCGGCACGCGCGGCAGCAGGGGGCGACGAGCCGCUUCCCGCGGGUGGCGACCCGGCGUUGGCAGCAGCGGCGUGGAAGGCGCUGGUAGCGCAACCUCCAUCUCUAUCGCUAUCCGUUUCUCAUCUCUCACCUCUUCUCACCGUCUCUCACCCCUUCCCACUCACCUCCACCCUCUCUCACAGACCUCGGCGGAGCUCCUGGCACUGCGACCAACGGUGGUGAGAGGGAACGCAUCUGAAGUGCUUGCUCUGGCAGGCGCCGUCAGCGCAAACACCCGGGGGGUAGACAGCACAGUGGCAUCAACAGCAGCAGUGGCGGCAGCGCAGCAGCUGGCAUCAGAGCGGUUAACAGUGGUGGCAGUGUCGGGAGCAACUGACUUUAUGUCUGGCCUCUCCUUUCUUCCCCACACUCCCCACCAGGGGGUAGACAGCACGUGUCGGGAGCAACAGAACUCGUCCCCUGCUUCUCCUUCCUCUCCCCACCCCCCCACACAUCCUCCCCACCAGGGGGUAGACAGCACAGUAGCAUCAACAGCAGCAGUGGCGGCAGCACAACAACUGGCAUCGCAGGGAGGGACAGUGGUGGCAGUGUCAGGAGCAACGGAUUUCACCACAGACGGCCACACCAUGCUGGCGUGUGGCAACGGGGUGCCUCUCCUGCAAGCCAUCACCGCCACAGGCUGCAGCGUCACUGCUCUCAUCACUGCCUUUGUUGCUGCUGCUGAUGGUCAUGGUCCUGCUUCGGAUGCGGAUCUGUCACCGCCUCUUCUCGCCACGGCCUGUGCUCUCGCUGUUUACGGGUAA
Closterium sp. NIES-65 is the source of this 1020-nucleotide messenger RNA. Lineage: Eukaryota; Viridiplantae; Streptophyta; Zygnematophyceae; Desmidiales; Closteriaceae. The record is from the annotation of a GenBank genome assembly.